AUGGCUGUGAAGAAUGUUAUAAGCUUGAAGGCCUUGGUGGACAAGGGGAGCAACACAAUUAUCUUCGUAGAGUCUGAUAACGAUUUUAUUGAUGUUCUCUUGAGUUUCUUGACAAUACCAAUGGGAACAAUUGUCAGGCGUGCCCGUAAACAUUCAGUACCGCUGGAAAAAGGUUGCAUGAGCAAUUUGUAA
Molecule: messenger RNA, 192 nt
Organism: Prunus armeniaca (apricot)
Lineage: Eukaryota; Viridiplantae; Streptophyta; Magnoliopsida; Rosales; Rosaceae
Source: the annotation of a GenBank genome assembly